Aspergillus melleus is the source of this 1599-nucleotide messenger RNA. Its product is annotated as protoporphyrinogen/coproporphyrinogen oxidase. The record is from RefSeq and is a predicted model, not a curated record. Lineage: Eukaryota; Fungi; Ascomycota; Eurotiomycetes; Eurotiales; Aspergillaceae. The coding region runs from base 1 to 1599 and encodes 532 amino acids. The transcript has 6 exons.
AUGCUCAGUCUCGCCCGCAAGACCUUGAACCGCGUUCCCAGCUUUCAGGAUAUCCUACAAGGCAGAAUGACCCACCCCGAUAUUUCCGUCGACGUCCUCGUCAUUGGCGCUGGCCCAACUGGUUUGGGUGCCGCUAAGCGUUUGAACCAGAUCAAUGGCCCCUCGUGGUUGAUCGUCGACAGCAACGAGACCCCCGGUGGUCUUGCUUCGACCGAUGUCACCCCCGAAGGCUUCCUCUACGAUGUCGGUGGCCACGUUAUCUUCUCCCACUACAAGUACUUCGACGACUGCAUCAACGAGGCUCUCCCCAAGGACGACGACUGGUACACCCACCAGCGUAUCUCCUACGUCCGCUGCCAGGAGCAAUGGGUUCCCUACCCCUUCCAGAACAACAUCUCCAUGCUUCCCAAGGAGGAGCAGGUCAAGUGCAUUGACGGCAUGAUCGAUGCUGCUCUCGAGGCCCGCGUGGCCAACACCAAGCCCAAGGACUUUGACGAGUGGAUCGUUCGUAUGAUGGGAACUGGUAUCGCCGAUCUCUUCAUGAGACCCUACAACUACAAGGUCUGGGCUGUGCCCACCACCAAGAUGCAAUGUGCCUGGCUCGGUGAGCGUGUCGCCGCUCCCAACGUCAAGGCCGUCACCACCAACGUUAUCCUUAACAAGACCGCCGGUAACUGGGGCCCCAACGCUACUUUCCGUUUCCCCGCCCACGGUGGUACCGGUGGUAUCUGGAUUGCCGUUGCCAACACCAUCCCCAAGGAGAACACUCGCUUCGGUGAGAAGGGCCGCGUCACCAAGGUCAACGCUGGCAACAAGACCGUCCAGCUCGCUGAUGGCACCACCGUCGGCUACAAGAAGCUGGUCUCCACCAUGGCUGUGGACUUCCUUGCUGAGCAGAUGGGUGACCAGGAGCUGGUUGGCCUCACCAAGCAGCUCUUCUACUCCACUACCCACGUUAUCGGUGUUGGUAUCCGUGGUACCCGUCCCGAGAGAAUCGGUGACAAGUGCUGGCUCUACUUCCCCGAGGACAACUGCCCCUUCUACCGUGCCACCAUCUUCUCCAACUACUCUCCCCACAACCAGCCCGAGGCCUCCAAGAAGCUCCCCACCCUGCAGCUCGCCGACGGCUCCAAGCCCAAGAGCACCGAAGCUGAGGAGGGUCCUUACUGGUCUAUCAUGCUGGAGGUUUCCGAGUCUUCGAUGAAGCCCGUCAACCAGGAGACCCUUCUGGCCGACUCCAUCCAGGGUCUGGUCAACACCGAGAUGCUCAAGCCCGGCGACGAGAUCGUCUCUACUUACCACCGCCGCUUCGACCACGGUUACCCCACCCCCUCCCUGGAGCGUGAGGGUGCCCUCACUCAGAUCCUGCCCCGCCUCCAGGCCCAGGACAUCUGGACCCGUGGCCGCUUCGGUAGCUGGCGCUACGAGGUCGGUAACCAGGACCACUCUUUCAUGCUUGGUGUCGAGGCUGUGGACAACAUUGUCAACGGUGCCGUCGAGCUUACCCUGAACUACCCCGACUUCGUCAACGGUCGCCAGAACACCGAGCGUCGUCUGGAAGACGGUGCUCAGCUGUUUGCUAAGUCCAAGGCUCAGUAA